AUUGUGGCUGAAUAAUGGGGCGGGGCAGCUGUACUGUAUAUAAUACUUCCUGAUUGGUUUCAGGAUGGUAAUCUCUUUCUCAUUAAUUCUCUGUCCCGGAAUUGGUCUCCUGCAAAGUUGAAUCCUCACCGCUUCAUACCAUCUCUAUCAUGCAACAACAAUGGACGGGGAGACUCUCGUAAUGGCAAAAAGCAAUGAAAACCAAGGUUUGAUCCGAAUAACGAUCAUCCUUGUUAUAAUUAGUUUGAUGGUAUCUACAAUCGCCAUCAUCUUGUCUGCUACAAGUCUUUCCAGAGAAGGGACAACCAUCAAUGUUGGUGAUGCCGGUUCCACCACAGGAAGCUCUGCAGGCAAGCUUGCUGAUGACGUGUGGACGUUUGCUAUAGGUCAUGAUGGAUCAAACGUUGAGUACUUUGAUCAGACUAGUGGAACGCUUCGUGGGUUUCAUGUCGACAUUGUCAAUGCAGUUUGCGCCCAAGCUAACAAGAAUUGCCGUUUGAUAUGGGAUGUUUACAGCAAUUGUUGGGAUUCACAAGCUGGUCAGUUAGCACGGGGUGGAAACGGUCUUAUGGGCGGAUGGUAUGACGCAUGCACAGGAUGGUUUAAUACGUACGAACGGGCUUUAACUUUUAAGUUCACCAAUCCCAUUCGUAAGAAAUUCAACGGACAAUUCUUCGUUAAAGAAGGAAACCCAAACAGCUUUAAUCCUACAUCUAUUGGUUCUACCCAGAAGAUUGGAUUCGGAGACGGUUGGUCAACUGAUGAACACUGUCUUGGAAGAAACUCGGAUACUAUUUCGGGUGUGCCCCUUGACCCCUCCCAGGUGGUUCACUAUGGCGACAGAAAUCAAUUGAUAGAAGCAGUUAAUAAUAAUGAGGUAGUGGCUGUAUUCACCAAUGCCCAUACACUAUUUAACAGUGGGCUUCAACAGGUUGGACCAACCAUAACUAAUUGUCAACGAGCAGGUGGAUCCAUUAUGACUCCUAUGCAGAGUACACUGCCUGACUGGUGGAACCCAGCCUUUGACGCUCUUAAACAGAGUGGAGCCUAUAAGGAUAUCUGCGCCAAGUUAGAUAGCGAACAUGGAUCUCAACGUGGAUUUGGUGGAGAUGUCGUGUGCCUUGACUAAUAACAAUGUCGACAGCAGCCAGCUUAAAUCAAGAUUUAGUGACAUCAUCGACUUCUCAAGAAGUUCAUAAGCCCAACUUUUAAGCGUUUUCUUGUAUAGUUUAUUUUUAUGAAGGAUGAUUUUUAAUCAAUUUUCUUGUAAAGUUAAAUUUUACGAAGUUUUAUUCUAUUUCGUAAGGUAGUCUUUCGGAGGAGACUCUAAGCCGUCGGUCCCGUGUAAAGGAGAGUCACACCAUUUGCACGUUAAAAAACCUACUCCUCUUUUCGUAAAGAGUAGGGAAGUUAUCCCGGGAAGUAGUUAACGUAUUAAUUUAUUACUGAUAAUUACUAAUUUAUAAUCCUGUUCCUUUGUAAAGUUGCAUUAGGGUAAUUUGUACUGUAUUAUAGUAACCUUUCCAGAUUAACUGUCCGACACUUAUAUGACACGCAUGUGUUGAUAGUGUCGUUAAUUUUUUAUCAAUCAAUCAAUCUAUUUCAUAAGGAUACAUAAAACAUUUCAUUUUCUGACUAUUUUCAUUUGGUAAAAGAAGCCCAAAUGAUAUCCAUUAUUGCAUACCAGCCAAAUUAAAAAAAAUCCUGCAGCACCUUCAGCACCCCCCACAAUCUUAAACCAACGUAGGUAGCAAUAAUGAUUGAGGUGAUUAUGAUUAUCUUAAUAUUUAAGUUGCCAGAAGGAACGAUUAUUGGUGCUGACGAGGCAAUAUAUUUUUAUUGUUUCAAAUGAUAACAAAGUGGUUCUUUUUUACAUGUUUUGUAUUGACGAAUCUACUGAUGACGUUUGUUAAUUUAACCACCAGACAAAUGUUGCUAAUUGUUGUAAUAAACCAGUUUGAUUUGGAAUUCAUUGCUUAGAAUCUUAUUUAUGGAAUUAACUGACAAACGAUAUAUUGUCCAAUAAAAGAUCAUUCGCGGCCAUGAAGCAGAAGUAUUAACUAUACUUUACAUUGUAAAAUCACGUCAAGGGAAAUGGGGCGGCCAACCGCUCCCUAUACGACUUUUCAAUUCGUCGGGAAAAAAGUGAAGAGGGAGAAAAGAGAAAGAAAGGAAUUUAAAGGAGGGGCCUGUAACUGUUUUAAAAUCCCCAUUGUUCAAAUUAAAAAUGUCUUCACCCUUUCGAAAUAUUCUGGGACCGCCCCGAGGUGUACAUCGUCAAUUUCAUAUGCAUUCAAUCCAUUUGGGGUUUCAAGUUGUUUGCUUUAUUUUCUAAUCAUGUUUAGUAAGGGGAGUAAAUCUCACAUUUUCAAAAUGAAUACAUGGAAGCCUGUUAUGAAAUUCUAUGAAAGUUCACUAUGGAAUCACUCAAAAAUUUUGUUUAAAUUGCUCAAUGUCGAUUUUUUGGGGAAAAAUAUACCUUUAUAAGGUCAGAAGACAGUAUUCGAAUUUACAUUAUGAUGGAAACAUAUGUAUUUCAGCAACAACAGACACGAAAUUGGGGAUUAAAGCAUGUCGAAUAAACAUAUCUUUAAAUUUUAUUCCAGAAGAGUUUUUAUACCAAAAAUAGAAAACAAAUGAUUAAUAUAGUUUGUAAACACAUGAGCACCAUAAAUUGAUGAAAAUCUAGUAAGAUUAUUUCAUAAAUUUUGCAAACACACAACACAUUUUAAACCCCGUAAGAAGAAUAAUUGUUCAAACGUAUUUUGUAGAUAUAGAUUUAUAUAUUUUUUUAUAUAAGUAAUACAAACUCUAAACAUUUCUAUAUCGAAAUAAACAUAAUGAAAUCAUUAUAAGCUGAUAUCAAACGGAAUAAUAUAGUAUGACUGUUCAAAAGGCCACUACAAUGCAAUUUAUGAGAUAAAAUGUCGUUCAUUAAUAAUUAUUAUUAAGCAUCAAAAUAAUAGUAAAUUGUGAAUAAUUCGAGUUCAGAUGGUGUGUAUUGUUGGUAUACUUAAAAUAAACAUACUCUCUUUCGAUUUAAUCAAUUUCGAUAAUUGUACAUUCUCUGAGAAUAAGACAUUUUACAGGAAAAAAUGUACUAAAUGUGUAAAUGUAUUUUAUACUCCUGUAUAUUCACAUUUAAGUAUUAAAAGCCAACUACUCCCAAAAUAAUGCUUAAUUUAUAUACAAUCACAUGAAUGAAUUCAUACAUAACGGGCAAGUACUUACAUUCCUCGAUAUUUAAUUUUGAUUUUAAGAUUCAAACGUAGAAUAUUCCGAUCUCCAGACAUGCGUGUCUAUGUUAGCGAACCUAUAUCAAAUAAUGCAUUCUUUGAUUUAGUCGAAUCAUUAUUAAACAAUUUAUUUGGUAAAAGAAUUUGAUAUCUUUAUCGCCAACAAAUUUCAACUUUGCAUGCAUUAAAGUCACUUAAACAUAUUCAUAGUUGAUAUUGGUAAACCAUGACUGAA
Lytechinus pictus (painted urchin) is the source of this 3471-nucleotide messenger RNA. RefSeq lists its product as uncharacterized. The transcript is spliced from 8 exons. The record is from RefSeq and is a predicted model, not a curated record. The coding region runs from base 161 to 1129 and encodes 322 amino acids. NCBI's taxonomy places the organism in Eukaryota, Metazoa, Echinodermata, Echinoidea, Temnopleuroida, Toxopneustidae.